GUUAUAUGUUGUAUUGUUUCUAGCAGAAUGUAGUACAGUAUUUGUGAGUGAUGUAUCCUUAGGAUGUGUUUUCAAUAGUUUUUAGUGUUUAUGGCUUGAUUUUGAAUGACAACCAUAAACCCCUCAGUUUCUCCAAACAGGUAGCCCUAGUCAUCUAGUAGUUUGUCGCAUUUUUGUCAACAUAGUCCUGAGUUAGGUCAUGAGUAUGCAUGCCAUGAAGUGUCUUUCGGCCCACGACUGCUUAAUAAUAAUUGUUAUUUAUGUAUUGAGCUAUGUCCAGGUGCUCGGAAUGCUAAACCAUUAAUCGUUACGUCAUUUCCUGUUACAACUUCCUCUAUUCACAAUAUCCAAGAUGGCGACCGUUGUCGAACAGUUAAACGUUUUCGUCCAAUAUUUCGGCGUGGAGGGAUGUAAAACUGGUUUAGAUCCAAAUUUAAAGAUUCCUUCCUUGACAACUAAAGAUGGUAAACAAGUUAAUGGUCUAGUAACAAUAUUUAAAUACCUCAUAGAAAACUCAAAGCAGAAGAAUGGUUUAUUAGGUCAAUCUUUAGAGGAUCAAUGUGUCAUUAAUCAAUGGUUAGAAUAUAGAACUUCGGAUUUAGAAUAUGCUCUUUCAGCAGAUCAUGAAAAAAUCUUACAGGAACUUAAUCAUCAUCUUGAAAAUAAAGUAUAUUUUGUCGGAAAUAAAUUAUCAUUAGCAGAUUUAGUUUUAUUUUGUGGACUACAUAAUAUAUACAAAAAAUUAGAUUUCAAGGAAAAACAGUUAUAUUCUAAUGUUUCAAGGUGGUUUAAUUUGAUUCAACACGAAGAAUGUCUUGCUCCAUUAAGGCACCAUUUCUCUCAUAUAGUAUUCAGCAAAACAAGAUUAUGUUAAAUGUGUAUAAUAUGACAAAUUUAUCCUUCAAAUGUAUUUGUGAAGAUUUGACAAAAUAUACUAUUGUUAUUUUUUUUAA
Molecule: messenger RNA, 953 nt
Organism: Centruroides sculpturatus (bark scorpion)
Lineage: Eukaryota; Metazoa; Arthropoda; Arachnida; Scorpiones; Buthidae
Gene: AIMP3
Product: eukaryotic translation elongation factor 1 epsilon-1-like
Exons: 7
Coding region: 353-874 (173 amino acids)
Biological process (GO): positive regulation of DNA damage response, signal transduction by p53 class mediator
Cellular component (GO): nucleus; aminoacyl-tRNA synthetase multienzyme complex; cytoplasm
Source: RefSeq, a predicted model, not a curated record